CAGGUUUUAUAGUAUGCCGUAGUGGGUCACACACCAUCGGUUGGCUGACUCAGUUACAACAGAAUGACGGCUUGACACAGCGAUCAUAGGUCCAGCGACAGUGGCGCCGCUGUCACGGUGCGGACAUAAACACAACAUCACCCAUCAUCACCCCCAGCUAUUGUUUUUUUUUUUAUUUAUUGUUUUUUUUUUAACUUGGUAAACAGCAAAGCCAGAUCGACAGUUUGUCACGGUCGGUUGAGUCUCUUAUUCAUCGAGUGAAAGAGGUAGAGAAAGUAGGACACAGUUACGCAACUCAACCUGGAUCAGCUGUUCACCAUUCCAGCACCGUCAAGGAUUCGGAGGUAACCAUAAUAGCUAGUAAUAUACCUCAGUCAGACGAUGAGGACAUUCUACAAGUUGCACAGGAUCUUGUUGACUGUCUGAGUGAUUCGAUUAGUGUAGUCGCGGCUGCUAGGCUCAGGAGUCGGAUUCAGGGGAAACCAGGGUUAGUGAAAAUCAGUUUAGCAACUGUCGAGGAGAAAGUAGAAAGUAGAAAUACUACGGAAGAAACGCGACUUGAAGGGCAGUCAAGCGUACAAAUCUGUUUUCUUAAGGUCCUCUAAAUCCCACACCGAGAGGCUCAUAGAACUUAACGCGAAAACACUACUAACUCAACAACCGAAUGGAGAACAAUUCCGUAUCACUUCGAAUGGACGGAUAGUAAAGAAAGAUUCUGACCGUCAACACAGCAAUUUCUCCGCGGACAGCAACAACCGCGAUCAGGAUCAUCAAUAGCAACCUCCCCGGCCCAUAGACACUAUAAAACUAGGUCACAUUAAUGUCUGUGGAUGGACCGACGAAAAUGCAGAACUUAGAAGCCAAAUUAUCAAUGCCAUGAAUUGUGACAUCAUUUCAAUAAGUGAAACACACUUAUAUAAAGAAAAAGAAAUACAUAUUAAAGGGUACAGGUGGAUAGGAUUCAAUAGACAACAAAUUCACGUAAAUGCACCUAAAGCAUCAGGGGGAGUUGGAAUUCUUGUAAAAAUCUGGUUAACUGAACUUUUUAGUAUUUCUGUGAUCGACAAAUGUUAUGAUGGCAUUUUAGGAAUUAAGUUUACUAAACACAACUCUGAUUUUGAAUUCAUUGUAUUUACUUGUUACCUCCCACCAGAAAAUUCAAACAGAGGAAAGCUAUCAUAUGUCCUAUUCUUAAGGAUUCAUCCUCGGACAACGCCUGCCAAUGAAUUACCGAGAUGAACAAAAUGGUUUUAGAAGAGGGAGAUCCUGUGAAGAUCACGUAUUUACUUUGAACAGUCUAAUUCAGAAUAAUAAAAAUCUGUAUGUUGCAUUUAUUGAUCUAAAGAAGUGUUUUGAUUUUGUAGAUAGAGACAUGAUGCUGUAUAAACUUCUGUUGAAUGAUAUAAAUGGUAAAAUGUAUAACUCGAUCAAGAAUAUUUACCAAAGUUCAGAGUCAUGCGUUCGAGUAAAUGGAAAACUUACAAACUGGUUUAGCUGUAAAACUGGUGUUAAACAGGGGGAUAACUUAUCUCCAACUCUAUUUUCGAUUUUUGCAAAUGACCUUGUUCAUGAAAUAAACUCUUUGGAUGUGGGUGUAAAUAUCGCAGAUGAAAAGCUGUCCGUUUUAUUAUAUGAAGACGAUAUAGCCUUAAUAGCUAAGACACCGGAAGAAUUACAAUGUAUGUUACAAAAACUGCACAACUGGUGCAGGCGUUGGAGAGUCCUUAUAAAUACUGAAAAAUCCAAAUGUAUGCACUUUCGUAAAACUAGAACAAAAGGAACAGCGUUUGAAUUCACUAUUGGAACAAAUACAUUAGAAAUAGUAGAUAGCUAUAAAUAUCUUGGAAUCAUAUUUACUUACACUGGAAAUUUUACAAAAAAUGCAGAAAAUCUUGCUAAAGCUGGAGGACGGGCACUAGGAAAAAUUAUUUCUACAAUACACAAUAAUAAAGAAUUUGGAUUCACUGCUUACGAAAAAUUAUUUUACUCUUGCGUUUUACCUAUAUUAGACUAUUCGUCCAGUGUUUGGGGUUUCAAAAAAUUCCAGUCAAUAGAUAAUGUUCAAAAUCGAGCCAUUAGAUAUUUUUUGGGAGUACAUCGUUUUGCGCCUUUAUUGGCAAUCUAUGGAGAUACGGGGUGGAUACCCAGUCAAUAUCGUCGAUGGAUUAAUAUGAUAAGAUUUUGGAAUAGAGUAUUGUUAUUUGACAGUGAACGCAUUACUAGAAAAGUGUUUGAAAUGGAUUAUGAUAUAUGUAGAAACAACUGGUGUAGUACUCUGAAAGAAAUUUUGCAAAAUUUGGAACUGGAAAGUUAUUUUGACUCAAAAUUGUUAAUAGACAUGAAUGUUCUUCAAACAAAUAUGCAUUACUAUUACUCAAAUAUCUGGGAAAAUGAAGUAUUUAAAGUACCUAAAUUACGAACUUAUGUGUCUAUAAAAUCAACCUUUGGUCGAGAAAAUUAUGUAACAUUGGAUAUGCCAAAAUACUUUAGGUCAAUUAUGUCGCAGUUUAGAUGUGGUAUUUUACCUUUAAGAAUAGAGACGGGAAGAUAUUAUGGGGAACCUGCUGUUGAAAGAAUAUGCUUAUUGUGUUCAUUAAAUUGUGUGGAAGACGAAAUUCAUUUUUUACUCUAUUGUCCAUUGUAUUCUAAACUCAGAACAACUUUGUUUGAAAACACGGGAUUUGAUCAAAUGUCAAUGUCAGAUGUAGAGGUUCUUCGAAUGUUAAUAACAAACUACCCAAGACAAUUAGCAAAAUACUUGUACUCCUCCUUUUCUCUUAGACAAUCUAUUAUAUUUGGAAAAAUCAACAACUGAGCUAUUUAUACAUUAUAUACUUAUUAUACAUGUAUACACAUGUAUGUAUAUAUAUAAUUAUAGAAAAUGUUAUUAUGCGCAAUUAUUUGCAUUAUAUAUUAUUAUAUCAACGUUUAAAGUGGCAUAUAGGCCCGACGGGCCGGGUGUUUAUUGAUUUGUAUAUUGUGAUAAAAUUGGAUGUAUGAAUAUAUGUACACAUGCCACUAUAAUAAAUAAAAUUACUUACUUACUUACUUA
This is a messenger RNA of Ostrea edulis (European flat oyster), 3052 nucleotides long. RefSeq lists its product as uncharacterized. The transcript is spliced from 2 exons. The record is from RefSeq and is a predicted model, not a curated record. Bases 1223 to 2815 code for a protein of 530 amino acids. NCBI's taxonomy places the organism in Eukaryota, Metazoa, Mollusca, Bivalvia, Ostreida, Ostreidae.